AUGUACUGGGAAACCAAUCCAGAAUUCCUAGAUAUUGAAGCAGAGUUCACGAAAAACUUGAACUACUUAAUCGCUCAAAAGAAAAAUAGAUUUAAGAAAGUUGACAUUCAGUCUGGCAAUGCAUUUCUUGCACCAGAGCGCGUUCCAUCCGAGGUGAUCGUAAAUAAAACUGAUGAAAGUCUACACGCAACACCAAGUUUUGAUACAAUACCAUCAAAAAUGGAGCCCUUUACAGUGAAGACAACGCAUUUGCGAUCGAUACAAGAGGAGAACUCGCUAGCCGAAAGCGGUUUCGAAACAUCAGAUAACUCGCCAACGGACUUCUCAGCCAACGUUAAAGACACUACAAAACUUCACUAUUCAAAGUCUUUUUGUGAUACUCGGUCACACUUUGUGAUAUCUAAUGAGAAUGUGCCUCCAGCCGAUGAUUUGGUUUUCAAACCACCGGAUUUCGACGUAAUUGAAUUCCCUAGUGUCACGCCUGAUGUACAUUUGUCGACAAAUGUGCAUAACGCGAAACUCCAGGAAAAAUGCAAGCUGAAAUAA
Dibothriocephalus latus is the source of this 546-nucleotide messenger RNA. Lineage: Eukaryota; Metazoa; Platyhelminthes; Cestoda; Diphyllobothriidea; Diphyllobothriidae. The record is from the annotation of a GenBank genome assembly.